AUGUGACUAUUGAAUACGACUGUUGAAAUGAUACGCGACAGAUAGAACCAUUAAUUCGUGCGAACAAUCCUUAAUAAGCCUGUGGCAUCUGUGUAAGUAUGUUUCAUUUUCUUCUGUUACUUUGACAAGUGUCACAGUAAAUCAAAAAAUUGCAAUGUAAGAUGAAUGUUUAAUGGUGCGACGUUUCAUGCAGACUGUGUUUACCUUAAAUAUUUUGUCUUUUCACUUGGCAAGGGAAUUUAAACUGUCCUCCAUUAUUUAUUUUUGUCAAAUUUCUGCCUCUGGUCUGAUACUGGUACUAACACAAGGUUGUAGUGAGUUGAAACAUUAGCCGCUACUUUGAACAUGACCCUGAUAACCAAAUGCCCACAAAGCCAAAUGCUAUGUUGUAAAACCACCAAAUGAUGAUGACUAGACAUUUCUAAAAGCAGACUUUGGAGAUAAGCAGGCCGUCUCUUUCCUCCAAUUCACGUCUUGCGUAUGCUGGUUUAGUCAAUAUCAUUGUCACAUGGGGUUCCGACCACAUAUACAGAAUCUCUCUCUCUCUCUUUUUUUUUUUUUACAAAAAAAUAAAAAAUUCCAUUGGUUGUAUGUACAAUUUAAGAUCAACAAUCCGUAUAAAAAUGCGCGCACACAUCUUCCAGAAAAAGCUGAAAAGAAUGUGGAAACUCACAUACCUUAUGGGAAAUGAACGUUUUAGCUAAAACUUGUCUGAAAUAUAUUAUUUGUCCCUUUUUAACAACCAUCAUCCGGUUAUGGGUUUCCCUUCCACUGACUUCCUUAAUAUUAAAGAAUUCACUUUUUAACCGAUAUGGCGAUAAACCACCAAUGUCAAGCUUUAGGACACAUAGCAGUCAGCUCUCCUACACUCCUACACACUCUUUCCUAUACUUACACACCCACAGGCACACAAACACACGCGCACACACGCAAGCGCGCACACGCAGCUUGAAAAUCUGUCAAUUUCUACCGCGUGGUCACGUGACCUCCUCCUCCGUGGAGUGGAUGGAGAUGGUUCUCCACGUCAGCUUACGUCUCCAAAUUUCUGCUUAGCGAACCUGCUUCAAAGAGGCAGGAGGCACGGCGCUUCAGAGCCAUGUUCAGGGCGGUUAUAGAGGAAUCAAAUCCUAACAUAGAGUUAUAGAAGAGAGUGAACUACGAUGAUGGAUUUUGACGAAAGGGUCCCCGUCGGAUCUAACAUGUAUUUGCCUAGUUGCACUUAUUACGUGUCGGCGGGGGCUGAUUUCUCCGGUCUUCCCUCGUUUUUAUCUCAGACCCCGUCCACCCGCCCCAUGACAUACUCCUACUCCUCUAACCUGCCGCAGGUCCAACCCGUCAGAGAGGUGACGUUCAGGGACUAUGCAGCUAUUGACGCGUCCGGUAAAUGGCCGCACCGGGGGAACUUACCCCAGUGUUACCCCAGCGCGGAGGACAUGGUGCACCGGGACUGUCUGUCGGCACAAAGCGCCGUCGUUGGGGACAUGUUUGGUAAAAACAGUCCCGCAGCCGCCGCUGCCGCGUACCACCACCACCACCACCACCAUACAAGCGCUGGCUCCGCUGCCACCAAUUUCUACGGAAAUGUGGGCAGAAAUGGAGUGUUGCCACAGGCUUUCGACCAGUUUUACGAGACGGCGUACGGGAACGCAUCGGAGAGCUCGUCCACAAAUGGCUACUCAGGGGAAAAAACGGCGACUAAGCCGCUCAGCUCUGCGCCGGAGGAAGAACCCUCAUGCCGGGACACCGAGGCAAAGGAGCAGCGGGAUGAGACAAGCAGCCCGGAGUUAUCUUCCGGCAACAAUGAGGAGAAAUCCAGCAGCAGCAGUGGACAGAGGACCCGCAAGAAAAGGUGUCCAUAUUCCAAAUAUCAGAUCAGAGAACUUGAACGAGAAUUCUUUUUCAGUGUGUACAUAAAUAAGGAGAAACGGCUGCAACUGUCUCGGAUGCUCAAUCUAACCGACCGACAAGUAAAGAUUUGGUUUCAGAACCGUCGCAUGAAGGAGAAGAAACUGAACAGAGACAGAUUACAAUAUUACACGUCCAAUCCUCUGCUUUAGGGAUCAGAUCAACACCGCAGCUCCAGUGCUCUGCUGGGACUGGCUACGUUUACAGACAGACUGACUCUGCGGCUGUGACUCUCUGUGUACAGUGUGUACCACAAUGGCCACGGCAUCAGAAACGACGCUGCUCAAUGGUUAAUUUCAAGUUCGAGGACAACAGUAUUCUCUGAUAUGAAAUCCAGCAAGAGCGAUCUUGAAUUAAGACCGUCUUAGGGCUUUGUUUCCCUCCCCAGUCUCCGAUGUAUGGAAAUAAUGAUUUUUGUCCUCUCUAAAAGCUGUAUGCUUGCAAGGCCCUUGUUAAUAGUAUGACUCACAGACGCCUUGUUUAUUUUCCUUUCACGCAGUCAAAAAAACAAAAAACAAAAACAAGUUAUCAUUAAUUGACUGAUUAUGUGUAUUUUGUAAUCAAAAGCUUUACUUGAUUUUAUUUCUGUUUUUAAAAUCAGAAAAGUGCUGCAUUUAGGAUGGCGGCGAACGCGUGACUUUGAAUAGUCUAACCUGUAUUGGUGUGACCAAAUAAUGAAUCCGAACGGAUGAGAGUAAUGUGUUUCUGUUUUGUGUGCUUAUUUAUUUUGUAGCCAGUCGUUCACUAUCUCCUUUAAUGCCACGGCUAUCCAAGUCAUAGGCCUUUAUUACAGGCUGUUGGGGUUUCAUGAUGAGUCUGAGCUGACCUCAAAAGAAGCUUUUGUCUCCUCUCUUGUAUCUAUAGCUUGCGUAUCUUUCAAUACCCAAACUCAUGUUGUUCUUUUGGUUUUCGAAUACUAUCAGUUGAUUAUUGAUAACGCAGGCCACACCAGGAGAUAAGCUUGUCCACUGGAUCCGUGUGGAGUUGCACUGAGGUACACGCCCAACAUAUUCACACAGGUAAACCACAUAUGCAGCGGGCCUCUUCGGUCUGAAACUGGCAAAUUAUUUUCACAAUUCUUAAUCCAUGGGCACUUGCGGUCUAAGGUGAUUGUAAAAAGCUACAUUAUCAAGUGUGCUGUCAGGGCAGCGUUGGUCAGGGUCAUCGCAUUGAAUCAAUUGCUUGGUAUGCCCAAACUGUUGUGUAUUAUACUAUAUUUCCAAAUAAAAACAAAUGAAAAUAUCAAUGAAAAAA
This is a messenger RNA of Mugil cephalus (flathead mullet), 3159 nucleotides long. RefSeq names its product homeobox A11a (gene hoxa11a). Gene Ontology annotation, molecular function: RNA polymerase II cis-regulatory region sequence-specific DNA binding; DNA-binding transcription factor activity, RNA polymerase II-specific. The transcript has 2 exons. The coding region runs from base 1161 to 2057 and encodes 298 amino acids. Gene Ontology annotation, cellular component: nucleus. Gene Ontology annotation, biological process: anatomical structure development; regulation of transcription by RNA polymerase II. NCBI's taxonomy places the organism in Eukaryota, Metazoa, Chordata, Actinopteri, Mugiliformes, Mugilidae. The record is from RefSeq and is a predicted model, not a curated record.